Trichobilharzia szidati is the source of this 1978-nucleotide messenger RNA. Lineage: Eukaryota; Metazoa; Platyhelminthes; Trematoda; Strigeidida; Schistosomatidae. The record is from the annotation of a GenBank genome assembly.
CCUAGAGUGACGGAUUUUUGAUGUUCACCGCGUGCAGUUGGGAGGGAUAGGCAGUUGGUUCUAAUUGGGUAUGAAGCCGGAUAUCUUACUUCCUCGUUCUUUUAUCCGAAAAAAUCAACUUCAUGUCUUUCAAGUCGUCGUUAUCAAUGACAAAUUCCCUGCAACUAUUGGAGUUUCCUCUUCUGAUGAGGUCGAAAUUCCCGAUGCUACCGUAUCCAGAUUUGGUGCAAACUUGUCCGAAAAGCUUACUGUCCAACUGCCAGUCCGGGUAUUCCCAGCGAAGUUAUUGAAGCUGGAAAUAAUGUAACUUAUUAUAAAGUAAUCUCCGUGUGAUUUAGAACACCAGUAAACCCUCUUUUAAUUCCGCUGCUGGAAACAAGUGUACACUAUAGGCUACAAAUGUCUCAUUUACUUAUCGGAACAACUGAGGUUGUUCGAGCUCUAGGAGACUAUUUCUCACUUCAGUGUAUUGAAGCAAUUUCUACAACUGGAGAAUCAAUUUUUAUUCGUAAUGCAAGACAACAAUAUUUCAAAAGGGAACCCGAUUCAUCUCCUCGACGUGACAACUUCAGUUUCUCGUUUGAAUCAUUCAGCAACACUAAUGACUCCUGGUCAUGUGAAUUUAAUCAGUCUGUUUCUAAUCAUCUUGUGUUUAAAAUCGGUACUUCCACCCAACUGAUUCUAGUCCAAACUAGAAAUCUACCUAGUAUAUCAGUCGAUAUGGGGAGCUCAAUAACUUCCAGGUUGACUGCAAAAGACGACUAUAUCAAUCACAACAAAUACCAUUUAUGUGGCUUAGAUGUUGUUAAAAGUGUGGUAUUCGGUUAUCUACAAAACUUUCUGUUGACAUGCGUUGAAGGAAAUAAGACUGUUUUAACUUCCACUAUGGAAGCUGGCAUUAUCAUAUAUGGACUACCAGGUUGCGGGAAACGCACGUUUCUUGAAAGUCUCACUGAUGGUGUAAAUUAUGCGGAUUCAGAUAUUGAGCCUCAAAAAAGUUUGACAUUUAUUACACUUACUCCCAAACUAAUCAAGGAAUUAACUGAUGAAUCUUCUCAUCGUUUAUCUAUAAUAGAGCGAAUUGGUGCACAUCAUUGGCUAAAAAAUUCAGUUAAACAAUCAGAAAUCAAUGGCAAAGUUUACAUUCCAGUUGUCAUAUUAUGGCCAAACAUCGAUAAAUGGAUUGACUCUGAUGAAAAUGGGGAUGGUAAUUAUCAUACUUCUGCAGUGGAUACAAACAGUGAGGUGAAAAAGUUUUCUAUAGUUUUAGAUCGGCUUAUGGAAUCAAUUCAGUGUGUUAAUCAAACUCCUGUCUUCGAUCAGCAAAUAAUUUAUCGAUUCUGUAUUCUGGCAACAGCUACCACAAUAGAUAAAGUUUUCAGUAUUCAUGAAUGUAGAGAGCUUUUCUAUAGACGACUGUUGGUAUCGCUUCCUGAUGCAACAAGACGUUAUCAGAUUUUGUAUCACAAUAUUUAUUUACGCUUACAUCAUGACAAGGAGAUUGUUAAACAUGAAUCGUUUUCCGAAGAUUCUACUAUGAAUGAUCAGUCAUAUAAUACUGUUGACGAGAACGAAAAUCUUAUUCAGGUUGCAGCUCAGUUGCAUGGCUAUACACCGAAGGAUCUAGUUCGUUUGGUUCAAGUGACAUAUGCCAGUUUUGUGGCUAUGCAGCACAACUGCUUGGAGGAUUCUGUAAAGCGAAAAGUUUUGACGUUCAACGAACAGUUGGAUCUAUUCUGCAGAAUCUUAAGAAUUGAAUCUAGAUCCUAUUUACCAAUCAAUAUCUCCCAUCAUAUAACAUCCGUGGAUCCUUUAAGAUGGACAGAUAUUGGUGGAUAUAGUGAAUUGAAGUUAAUAUUUAGAACAAUGAUACAAGAUCGCUUAAUCAGUGCUGCGAAACCCAAUAGUCCAGAAGCCAAAGCAGAUGCUGCUUUACUCCUCCGUGUACCGCGUGGUAUAUUACUUCACGGUCCUCCUG